Molecule: messenger RNA, 1990 nt
Organism: Salpingoeca rosetta
Lineage: Eukaryota; Choanoflagellata; Craspedida; Salpingoecidae
Exons: 13
Coding region: 69-1754 (561 amino acids)
Biological process (GO): tRNA wobble position uridine thiolation
Cellular component (GO): cytosol
Molecular function (GO): tRNA binding; sulfurtransferase activity
Source: RefSeq, a predicted model, not a curated record
CGGCGAUUUCUUGCGACGCCUGAAUUCAGUCGUCGUAACGCGGGAAGAACAAGCAGAGAGGCAAAAGGAUGAGCGAGCCAAAGCGGCAGCACGUUGCGGGCAGCAGCAGCAGCCGCGACCACGCUGAUGUUGCUGGUGAUGCUGGUGUUGGUGUGAGGGAGGAGGGUGUGCGUGAUGCCGUGGACCGCCAUGCCACAACAACACAAGGGCAGCAGCAGCAAGACGGGCAGCAGCAGCAACUGAGCCAGAAACAACAAGAGGAGCGCAAGAAGAAGAUGGCAGAGUACCAUGAGAAGAAGAGCGCCUACCGCCGCAGGGCGUUGGACAUGUCCGUUUGCAACAAGUGCGGCAAGAAGAGCGAGUUUACCCUGCGGAAACUGGACGCUUACUGCAGGGAAUGCUUCCGUGACGCCUUUAUUCGAAAGGCGCGCAGGGACAUGGGACAGCAUCGCAUCAUGAAGCAGAUGGAAAAGGUGAUGCUCGCGUACUCGGGCGGCAACAGGUCCUCGUGUCUGCUGGCACUGAUCCAGGAGAUGACACACGCCAAGAAGCGACCUCUUCGCAUCAACCCGUUUGUCGUCCAUAUUGACGAGCGCACGGUGUUGCCCGAGCAGCAGCGUGCUCAUGCGCCCACCAGCGAAGCAAUGCGAGAGGUUGCGUCUCGCUACGGCUUUGAGCUGCACGUGUAUGCCCUGGAGGACCUGUUUGCAGCUGACCUGCGUCGUGCACAGGACGUGCGAGAUGGCACGGCGCAACAGCUGCGCAGCGUGUUUGCAGCGCUCAAGACACCAACAGCAAAAGAAGAAAUGCUGCGAAUCCUCAGGUUUGAUCUCUUGGUGCGAAUUGCACAUCUGCACGGCACUACAAAGGUGAUGCUUGGCGACUGUGCAACGCAGCUCGCCAUGCACUGCCUCACUCUUCUCACACGUGGGCGUGGAGCAGCCAUCGCACACUUGACCGACUUCUCGACGGAGCGAGAGGGCGUCCACUUUAUGAAAGCGUUUCGUCUGCUCUCCGCAAAGGAGGUUGCGCUGUACAACUACACCGGCAGCGUGCCUGUUCUCGGCCGCACUUGCUUCACAACAAAGGCCAAUUUCAACGCGAGCUACGAGCGGUUGACGGAGCAUUUUAUUGCGGGCCUGGAGGUGGAUUUUCCAUCCACUUCAGCCUCUGUCAUUCGCAUCGCGCAGAAGCUGACACCGUCACGCGAAACCAACUCCUCGACCAGCACCACAACACCAAGUGCUACCACGGACACCAGCACCACCAGCACCACCAGCACCACCAGCACCACCAGCAGCAGCGUUGACGUGUGUGUGCUGUGCGGUGAUGCCAUUGAGCCGCGAGACAUCAAUCGCCUCGCAAACCAUCACAAGCCAAUCACCGUCAACGUGCCAAUUGGCUCCCCGGCGACCGCUACCUCGACGUGCUGCAGCUCUGCGUGCGAGUGCUCCUCAGACGCGCGUACGACUGCUGUCGAACCAUCCACACCAACCACAUCGCCAGCACCGAUGAGUGCAAUGACGAACCUUGUCAAGCUUGUUUGCUACGGUUGCAGGAACCUCCUACAACAAGCGGACGGCGCAUCACUUCAGCUGCCGCACAUCCAACCUCGCGUCGCACAGCGCGUCUCCAGGCAACGCAUGAAGGAAGAGAUUCAGGAGUUCUUGUUGAGCGACAGUGACAACGACGACGAUGCUGACGAUGAUGGUGGUGAUGUUGACACAAAGGCGGACACUAGUCAUCGGGACUAAUGACGACGAAAACAAGCAAGGAAGGAGACACAGAUGUGGUUGUUGGGAAGACAUUGGUUGUAGGCCCUAGCGCGUGUAUUGUUGUAUGUUCCCAGGUUGUGUCGUUUCAGCAGUGGUUUGGUUUGGUUUGGUUUGGUGUGAAUUCAUUUAUGCUAGCAAGCAAGCAAGCAGAACAACCUUACACUUUGCUCCCCUUGCGCUUUGAAGAGGAUAACACCAUAAAUGUUGGAAUCAAC